AAAUUUGAGAGCCUGUCUAAGGUAAGCUCCAUGACCAGCCGUAUGAAAUCACUGAAAUAUUUGGACAUGAGCAACAACUUGCUGAGUCACGAUGCAGCUGAUGGGCAAUGCCAAUGGGCUGAGUCUCUGACAGAGUUGGACCUGUCCUCAAAUCAGUUGAUGGAUGCCGUUUUUGAGUGCUUGCCAGUCAACAUUGAAAAACUCGACCUACAGAACAAUCAGAUCAACAGUGUGGCCAGGGGGACGGCUGAGCUGAAAUCCUUGAAAGAGCUGAACCUGGCGUCAAACAGGCUGGCUGACCUGCCGGGGUGCAGUGGCUUUCCGUCCCUGGAGUUCCUGAACAUAGAGAUGAAUUCAAUCCUCACCCCGUCUGCCGACUUCUUCCAGAGCUGCCCAAGGGUCAGGGAGCUACAAGCCGGGCACAACCCGUUCAAGUGUUCCUGUGAACUGCAAGACUUUAUCCAUGUGGAGAGGCAGUCUGGGGGGAAGCUGUUUGGCUGGCCAGCGGCAUACGUGUGCGAGUACCCAGAAGACUUGCGAGGAACACAGCUGAAGGACUUCCACCUGACUGAACUGGCUUGCAACACG
Messenger RNA from Egretta garzetta (little egret), 588 nucleotides. RefSeq names its product toll-like receptor 1. Gene Ontology annotation, molecular function: Toll-like receptor 2 binding; transmembrane signaling receptor activity; lipopeptide binding. The annotation marks the transcript as partial. The transcript has a single exon. Gene Ontology annotation, biological process: cellular response to bacterial lipopeptide; immune response; toll-like receptor signaling pathway. NCBI's taxonomy places the organism in Eukaryota, Metazoa, Chordata, Aves, Pelecaniformes, Ardeidae. Gene Ontology annotation, cellular component: membrane. The record is from RefSeq and is a predicted model, not a curated record.